AUUACACCAACCGCGUUUCCACGAGAAAGCAGCCGAAAAUGAUUCGGUUCUGACAGACCGUCAAACAUUGGAUGUACGUUGAUUUGGGUUGUCACUUGUUUUUUAAUAGUUUGUUCUGAAAACAUUGUUUCCGGAGGGUAAAAGAAUCAACAAGUAGUUGGAAAAGUCGGGAAAACACGCCAUCCUUUACAGGAUGGAUAAAUCCACAACGAUGAAAGUCAUGGUCCCUAUUAUCAUUGCUUUGAUUCAUGUGGCUCAUGGAGCGGCAGAGCUUGGGCUUGCAGGAGACCUCCAGAACCGCACAGCAAGACAGAUUAUCUGCGUGGAGAACCAGGAGUACCCUCACAAUGGCUUCUGCUGCAAGAACUGUGAAGCCGGCACUUAUGUGAAAGAGAAGUGUAGCAGGGACCAGGAGAAGGGCAUUUGCUCUCCAUGUGAGAAGGGCACGUAUGCCGAACACCCCACAGGCAUGGAGCAGUGUCUGCAGUGCAGCCAGUGCCACAGAGAUCAGAUCGUGGUUGCAGAAUGCACCAGCACAAGCAACACAAAGUGUGAAUGCAAACCCGGUACCUUCUGCCUGCUGGACGAGCCAUGUGAAGUGUGCAAGAAAUGUGCCAAGUGCAAAGCUGAUGAGGAAGAAGUGAGCCAUUGCACUGCGACAUCCAAUACGAAGUGCAGGAGGCGAAACUCUCCUCCGACAGAAGGUCCAACGGACAAUCCUUCGGCAUCAAAUAACACUAAUACUAUAGCGAUUGUUAUACCAAUUUUAUUUCUGCUGAUAUUCAUCCCGCUUGGAAUAAUUUUCCUCUAUAAGAGACGUCAACGUCAACUAAGCAGCCCUGCUGAUGAUUUGGAAGAAGUGAAAAUUCCUAUUGAUAAGCUCCCAAGAUCAGAAGAGGAACAAGAGAACAGCCGCAAUGCUGGAUUAGAGAGGGAAGAGGGGCAACGCCCAGAGUCCCGCCCCUUGUUGACGCAAGAAACACAGGAAACAUGCACCAAGAGCAUACCAGUGGAGGAUGAGGACCGGGGAUUGGGCGACAGCUUGCCAAACACUACCAGCUCUUCCCAAACCAGUCUAUCUCCCCUCCCUCCUGCAGUCUACAACAAGGAAUCGCCACAAUCGAGUCCCCCAGCCCCAAGACAGGCAGAGAUGGUUACAGAGCCAUGGGCAGGGGAUGAUGGUCCUCCCAGAAGACUUGUUCCUGUACUUGGUGAGGAGGAGUCUCUAAGCAAGAGUUUCGACCUGUUUGACUCCCUGGAUGUGCGGUACCACAACAAGUUUUUCCGCAGCAUCGGCGUGAGCGACAACGCCAUCAAGCUGACCGAAAUGCAGCAGCCUAUGGACAAAGUGUACGACCUAUUGCGGGUUUGGAUGCAAAAAGAGGGCCUGCGGGCAAACAUCAACACAUUACUACAGGCUCUGCUAGACCUGGAUCAGCGGUAUUCAGCAGAACACAUCACCUCCAAGGCUGUUGAACGAGGCUACUACAAAUAUGAGUAACGUCUCUUAAAGACUGCAAGAUAUUUGUUGAGUAAAAAACGAAAUAACAGAGGUGUAGAUUUGCUUUGAUUUCUCCUCAGUGGGUCUGUUGGUCUCAUGGCAUAAACUUGAUGUCCCGUUACGGAGACAUUGGAGAAUCACCUCUCUGUAGUGCCCAAGUUCGGUUUAGAAGCCAACACUGGACCUUUUUUUGAGGAUUUACACUGGCUAGCAGCAGAGGGCGCUGUGUUCCCUCUAAACCGUGCAUUGUAGUAAUGUUACUUGAUGCACUGGCCUCAGGCUUUUAAACUACAGGAUGGUCCAAAGCCUACGUAUAGAUGUCAUUAAACCUUUGGUUACGCCAAAUGUUCAAACUAAAACAAGUGUAUUUAAUUCUGUGCCUUACGUGUUCAUACUGACAGGCACAAGCUUCACAAUACAUGUAGUCAUAUUUCUGCCGUGAAUCACUUCUGUUCUUAGCUACCAAACCUUGUUAAUGAACUCGGUUACAAAUGAACAAAUAUGCUUCAAUGAGUUUAGUACUUGGUUCAGAAUGAGUUUGGGAUUUCAGACGCAUGUCAGCAGUUUAGGGUUUCAUGUGACGUUCAGAACGUGAAUUUUUCUUCGGUUGUUACAGAAUAUGCUGCCCCUGAAUUAUGCCAGUCUGUGAAAGGUGAUUUCUAAUAUUUUUUUUUAUUCUCCACAAUUGACCUUUCUUCAUCUGUUUGGUGCAAGGACGAGAUGUUUUUCAACCUUCUCUGCCUUUCUUGCCUGUUCCGUUUUCCUUAUUUAUAUUUAAACAAGUGAUGUAUUUAUUUUGUGUAAUUACGUAUUAUUUAUACCUGUUACCAAUAUUCACCUACAGUAAGUGUUCCUGAAGCAUUUAUCAUGACAGAUGUUCACCAGACAAAUCCUUCCAGACGUUUCACAAGCAGAUUAAUGCCAUCUUCCUGUAGUUUUUCAGUAGCUAAGAAGACAUUUCUGCAUUUAGCCCAAGUGUGUCGCUUACUACUGACACAUCAUUUCUUGUUAUAUGAAUCACAAAACGUGUCCUUCGCUGUGGAUUUUUUUUUGUUCCCAGCGAAUUUAGUCGUUCAUGUUCUGAAAAGCUAAAGAAAAGCUUGAAAGAGUACCAGGGUCAGUAUCUCUUGGACGCUUGUAUCUGCUUCCACAGAUUGAAUUAAUAUCGAGGAUAAGGAGGCAUUUCAAACUUCUGCUCGCUGUUCUUGUUUUUAUAUGCGGUAGUGCACAGGUACGUGUUUUUAAAUAGUUAAAAGAUGAAGGAAAUUUAUGCUCACCCAGAAACUACUUACAGUUCAGUUACGUUUUGUCUAGUAUGUACAUAGUUGUCAAAAAUUUUAUUAAACAAAACUAAUAGAUUUAUAUUUAUGCAAGCCCUAAGAGCAUAGCGUAAUGAAGUGCUGCCUAAAAACUGAACCGAAGGAACAAAUUGAAAUUAAAAUGAACAAGUUGUUAUCUAAAUAAACAGGGCCUCUUAAUUCAUUUACGUAGCUGUAAAUGAACUGUGACAUCUGACUCGGCUGUAUAGCUAUGUAGCUGUAUUGGUGUAUGAAAUAUAUUUUUAGAACAUAUCUGACAUCAGCUUUACUUUUUAAACCGACUUGUUGGGAGUUCGAAAGCUGAAAUUAGAUCAGAACAAAAUGGCUCCCCCUGCCUUCCCUGUGUAAUUCUUAAAUUGUAGAGUUGUCGUACAGUGCAGGCACUGCCACCUAUUGACAUAGAGUUGAAUAGCAAGAGAAAAAAAACCUGCAUCGAUUUCAAGGGACCUUUUUUUUCCCCACAUCUUCACAGCCUUUUCUUUACAUCUUUAAUAUUUUUGCACUGAAUUUAAUAUUGAGUGUCUCUUCAAAUGUAGAUGCAGGAGUUUUUACCUCUGAGCAGUUCAGUGCCAUCUAUUUCUCUGUGUUUUCAGAGGAUUUUAUACAUAUUUUUUUUUAGUUUUAUAUUGACUCCACGUUGUUCCUGCCUUGACGCCUCUAACACAGACGCAUGCCUCAGUGCUCGCUCAUUCUACGCUUCAUUUUCUCAGUGAAGUAGAGUAGAAGUUUUGUAUCUUUUUUUUCCCCCUUAGACAAUUGUUUGCUCGUUUAUGAAUGUAAAAUGUUUGCUGUUGCAAAGUUGUUUGUAGAAUGUUUUUUGUUUUAAAAUAAAAUAAAAUAAAAA
This is a messenger RNA of Sinocyclocheilus rhinocerous, 3664 nucleotides long. Its product is annotated as tumor necrosis factor receptor superfamily member 16-like. The record is from RefSeq and is a predicted model, not a curated record. The transcript is spliced from 10 exons. Gene Ontology annotation, cellular component: plasma membrane; cell surface. Gene Ontology annotation, molecular function: protein binding. Lineage: Eukaryota; Metazoa; Chordata; Actinopteri; Cypriniformes; Cyprinidae. Gene Ontology annotation, biological process: positive regulation of apoptotic process; TRAIL-activated apoptotic signaling pathway. The coding region runs from base 194 to 1501 and encodes 435 amino acids.